UGUCAAAAUACCACUAUUAUUACUGUCAAAGUUCGGGUUGCAGUAACUACAUAUAACAUAGAUAAUUAUUAUUUAAUGUUUAAACUUUUCGAAGCUAAACAAUAAAAUUCGACCAGAUUCUAUCGACAAUAAGUUAAAAAAAAAUUGAUUAUUAAAAACGCUUUGAUGAAUGAGACAAUGUGUGAUACACAAUAAAGACAAUUGAUUUGAAUAUGAGCCAUAACCAUAACCUAAAAAAAAACGCCAAAUUAGUCGUUGUUCAUACUGAAUUAUCGGAACAAACCAUUGAAAAAGAUGAUUACCAAAUAUCGGCUGUGCACUCGUUUUAUUGGCAAUUAUGUUAAGUCGACGUCAUAUCUUCGGCAACGUUUUUAUUGCACAAAUAAAAAUGAAAUUACCAUUGUUGAUGAUAGCAAUUUUAAAUUUGAUGAGGUUUCGGUAGACCGAAUUCGAAACUUUAGCAUAAUAGCCCAUGUUGAUCACGGUAAAUCAACAUUAUCGGAUCGUUUAUUGGAAAUGACUGGCGCCAUAGCACCAAAUCAGGGUGAAGCGCAAAUUUUGGAUAGUUUACAAGUUGAAAAAGAACGUGGAAUUACGGUCAAAGCCCAAUCUGCUUCACUGCUCUAUCAAUUCGACGAUGGUCAUACAUAUUUGCUGAAUUUUAUUGAUACACCUGGACAUGUUGAUUUUUCAAAUGAAGUAACGCGUUCAUUGUCAGCUUGUGAAGGUGUCAUAUUGCUUGUUGAUGCAAACCAAGGUGUUCAAGCGCAAACUGUAGCCAAUUACCAUUUGGCGGUUGAUAAAGGAUUGGUUGUGGUGCCAGUUUUAAAUAAAAUUGAUUUGAAAAAUGCCGACCCAGAUCGAGUUUGUAUUGAAUUAAGCCAUUUAUUUGAUAUUGAUCCGGAAUCCGUAAUGAGAGUAUCUGCGAAAAUGGGAACUGGUGUUAAACAAUUAUUGGAUGCAAUUGUGACUAGAAUUCCAGCCCCAAAAGUCAAUCGAGAUAGUCUUUUUCGUGCACUUUUAUUCGACAGUUGGUUUGAUCGUCAUCGUGGCGCAUUGAAUUUGAUUUACGUGAAAGAUGGUUCGGUCAAUGUUGGCGAUGAGAUUAAAACAUUUACAAGUGAAAAAAGUUAUAUAAUUAAACAACUGUCGAUCUUAAGACCGCAUGAGCAUGCCGUUAAAAAACUGAAUGCCGGUCAAGUGGGAUUGGUUGGAUGCGCGAUGAAAAGUAGCAAAGAUGCUGUCAUCGGUGAUACAAUAUUUUUAAAGGGAACAACAGUUGAACAAUUGCCUGGUUUGCGGGCCAAUCGUGCAAUGGUGUUUGCAGGCAUUUUUCCAGAAAAUCAAUCCGAACAUGUUGAUUUACGAAAUGCUCUCGAUAAAUUAAUUCUCAACGAUUCAGCUGUUACAAUUGAGCCAGAUUCUAGUCCGGCCUUAGGACAAGGAUGGCGUCUUGGUUUUCUUGGUCUUUUGCACAUGGAAGUAUUUUGUCAACGUUUAACACAAGAAUAUAAAAUAAAUGCAACAAUCACAUCACCAUCGGUAACGUACAAAUUGAGAUUGUCCCAUCCAAAACUGAUUAAAGAACAUGGUUCUGACAUUAUGUAUGUCAGCAAUCCCGUCAUGUUCCCCGAUGCACUCGAUAUAGCUGAAUAUUUUGAACCAUGCGUGCUCGGUACGAUAAUUACACCAAAAGAAUUUAUACCUGAUAUAAUUGCAUUGUGCAUGGAUCGACGUGGCAUACGCAAAGAAUGCAUCGAUAUUGAUGAUAAUCGUUCAAUUAUGACCUAUUUAAUGCCACUUAGUGAAAUUGUUAUCGAUUUUCAUGAUCAACUGAAAUCAAUUACCAGUGGAUAUGCCAGUUUUGACUACGAAGACAAAGGCUAUCAAUCAACAAAAUUGGUAAAAUUAUGCAUUCAUUUAAAUCAACGGCCAGUUGAUGAAUUCAGUCGUAUCGUGCAUAUAUCCAAGGCAAAUGCCGCUGCGCGACAAAUGGUUGAAAAAUUGAAGGAAUUAAUUCCAAAGCAAAUGAUUCAAGUUGCCAUUCAAGCAAUUGUUAAUCAUAAAGUACUGGCACGUGAAACAAUUAAAGCCUAUCGAAAAGAUGUGUCGGCCAAAUUGUAUGGAGGUGAUGUGACACGCCGAAUGAAAUUGGUACGAGCACAGGCCGAAGGUAAACGGAAAAUGCGAGCCAUUGGAACGGUUAAAGUUCCAUAUGAAACAUACAUGAAACUCUUAAAAAGAUGAAAACAACAUAGAAUAUAGAAAAAAAUCAUAUUUUUUGUUGUUUGAUAAAAUACGAAAAUACGAAAAUAAAAACAUUAACAAUGAAAUAAUCACUGCGUUAAAAAUAUUUAAAAAAAAAAGAAAAAACAGCUGUUUUAGAAAUAGUACACAACUAUUGUGUCGCGACAGUUUUCAAAUGUCGUUCCCAAAUGGCAACGUCAAAACACACGUACACACUUUAGAGUCCAAAGUGAAAUGUGAAAUGACAUUUAGUUGUCUGUUGUUCAAUCUUCGAAACAUAGU
Messenger RNA from Contarinia nasturtii (swede midge), 2529 nucleotides. It is a transcript of the gene waw, whose product is annotated as translation factor waclaw, mitochondrial. Bases 295 to 2247 code for a protein of 650 amino acids. Gene Ontology annotation, cellular component: mitochondrion. Gene Ontology annotation, molecular function: GTPase activity; GTP binding; mitochondrial ribosome binding. Gene Ontology annotation, biological process: positive regulation of translation. The transcript is spliced from 2 exons. NCBI's taxonomy places the organism in Eukaryota, Metazoa, Arthropoda, Insecta, Diptera, Cecidomyiidae. The record is from RefSeq and is a predicted model, not a curated record.